AAAGACGCUGAUUCUGUUGCAAAGGACAUUAGCCACAUUAGCAAGACAUGAUUCAGAACACUACUGAAAUCAAGGAUGAGGCACAAGAGAGUAUAGAUCAAACACUCAGUGCCAUCGGAUUUAUAUCCUUCUGUGAAAAUAUAUGCCUAUUUGUUAUCAUGCAAAGAUGUAAACGAUUGCCUCUUCAAAUUAAAUUCCUCAUUCUCAACAUGACUGCCUCCGACUUUAUUCUUGGGAUCAACUGCUUUAUCCUGUUUUGUCGUCCACUGACAGACUAUGUCCUCAACAAGGAUAUGUUCUGCUUUAUUCGACAAAGUAUAUUUUGGACGAAUGUGAUCGUGUCCAUAUUUCUGAUGACUAUCUUAUCACUGGAUCGCUGUCUUUCUCUAUCGCUGGUUAUGAAGUACCAGUCUAAAAUAGGUAUGUGGAUUACAAGCCUCGUUUUAACUGUUGUCUGGAGUCUAGGUAUUAUAUUUGGAGUCUCCAGGUCGUCUGACGUAAAAUCGGUACCGCCUGGACAAUGCAUCCAGAGAGAUGGAAUGCCAACGCAUUUGAUGUACUCUGUUGUUUCUCUGGUGUGUUUCAGUAUCAUUCUAUCGUCGUUUUUCGUCAUCUGCUGUAUUGUUAGAAAAAAUGUGCCUCCCGUUGUCCCCAUGUCGAAUUCACUAAAGGAAAAUCACAAUAUCAUAGCAGCAGAAGUCCGCGCAGUAGUCCGAAUGCAUGUAAUCACCAUUACCUUUCUACUAUGCUAUGUCCCAGGAAUCUUAUGUACAAGCGUUACAGACGUUUUGCCUGAUCUAGAAAGUACACAUCCAACCUUUGCAACGGCAAUGAAGUCAGUGCAAGUCCUGUUUCUGAUCAAUGGAAUUCUGAAUCCAUUCCUGUACGUCUGGAGAUUCAAGGAAUGCAGUAUUAAUGCUAAGCUGCUCCUGCCUGCUUGGGGAGACUGGUGCCAGAGGGUUCAGAUGGAAGCGGCUCGGGAGAGGGUGUUCCUGUAUGCCUCCUAUAUGGAAUCUCCCACCAUCAGCAAUAGCUACAUCAAGGCUAAUGACAAUGGUGUCAUUGCGGAGCCUCCAACAAAACCCCCGGAAACCCUUGUACGCGUACCUCAUUAUAGUAACUGGUAAAAAUUUCUCAGAUAUUUUACAAUAUGUAAAUAUUGUUGAAUUUUUUUUUGAAAUAUUGAUUAGAUAAGGUCCAAUAGUAUCAGAUUUAAUGUAAAACAACAAAAUUAGUAAUUUGAAACUUUCCACAAGUACAGAUGUUUAUUUGUUAACA
Messenger RNA from Saccostrea echinata, 1278 nucleotides. RefSeq names its product chemerin-like receptor 1. The transcript has 2 exons. Gene Ontology annotation, cellular component: membrane. Gene Ontology annotation, molecular function: G protein-coupled receptor activity. NCBI's taxonomy places the organism in Eukaryota, Metazoa, Mollusca, Bivalvia, Ostreida, Ostreidae. The coding region runs from base 48 to 1127 and encodes 359 amino acids. The record is from RefSeq and is a predicted model, not a curated record. Gene Ontology annotation, biological process: G protein-coupled receptor signaling pathway.